Coregonus clupeaformis (lake whitefish) is the source of this 2066-nucleotide messenger RNA. RefSeq names its product methionine adenosyltransferase II, alpha-like (gene mat2al). Lineage: Eukaryota; Metazoa; Chordata; Actinopteri; Salmoniformes; Salmonidae. The coding region runs from base 174 to 1415 and encodes 413 amino acids. Gene Ontology annotation, molecular function: methionine adenosyltransferase activity; ATP binding. The transcript has 10 exons. The record is from RefSeq and is a predicted model, not a curated record. Gene Ontology annotation, cellular component: methionine adenosyltransferase complex; cytosol. Gene Ontology annotation, biological process: S-adenosylmethionine biosynthetic process.
CUAGAUCAGAAGCAAAUCUUUCGCCAUACAGCGAAUUUAAAACAUUGUCGCCUACUGUAGAUUAAUCAUUAAUCGAUACGAUAGUAAGUAGCCUAUAUAUAGCGACUGUUUCAGUUUAAACUCAAAUUCAACACGCUUUUGAUUGUAGCACUUGUUCAACCGACCAACAGAAGAUGAAUCCCAGCGGCAACAGGUCCAGUGGGAAAACAUUCCUUUUUACAUCGGAGUCAGUUGGAGAGGGACAUUCUGACAAAAUGUGUGACCAAAUAAGUGAUGCUGUCCUUGAUGCAUACCUAACUCUGGACCCUGACUCCAAAGUGGCCUGUGAAACUGUUACGAAGACGGGUAUGAUCAUGCUGUGUGGAGAGGUCACCUCCAAGGCUGUAGUGGACCUCGUGGAUGUGGUCAGGAAAACCGUUAAGAAGAUUGGUUAUGAUCACUCCUCCAAAGUGCAUGCAUUCAAAAAUCUUUGGACAACGGACUUCCACAGGGCCGCCAUCUACAAAGUUCACUCAAAAAGGUUUGACUAUAAGACGUGUAAUGUGCUGGUGGCCCUGGAGCCCCAGGCAGAGGAGAUAUCAGUAUGUGUGUUUGAAGGCAAGGAUCAGGAUGACAUCGGAGCCGGAGAUCAGGGCCUGAUGUUUGGCUACGCUACAGAUGAGACAGAGGAGUGUAUGCCUCUCACCAUCCUACUGGCUCACAAACUCAACCACAAGAUGAAGGAGCUGUCUACCAACGGGGAGUGUCCCUGGAUCAGACCGGACUCUAAAACUCAGGUGACAGUGGAGUACCGUGAUAACAGUGGGGCCAUGGAGCCGGUACGUGUCCAUACAGUGGUCAUCUCUGUGCAGCACAGCCCUGAUGUCAGUCUGGAGGAGAUACGCUGUAGCCUGAUGGACAGCGUGGUCCGGAAGGUCAUUCCUGCCCGUUACCUAGACGACAAGACCAUCUACCACCUGCUGCCCAGUGGGAAGUUCCUCCUGGGUGGACCUCAGAGUGAUGCGGGACUGACAGGCCGUAAGAUCAUAGUGGACACCUAUGGAGGGUGGGGAGGGCAUGGUGGAGGGGCCUUCUCUGGAAAGGACUACUCUAAAGUGGACCGCUCUGGGGCCUACGCAGCCCGCUGGGUGGCCAAGUCUCUGGUGAAAGCCAAGCUCUGCCGGAGAGCCCUUGUUCAGGUUUCGUAUGCCAUCGGUGUGGCUCACCCUCUGUCCAUCUCUGUGUUCCACUAUGGAACGUCCACCAGGGAGGAGGAUGAACUGCUGCAGAUCGUCAACAACAACUUUGACCUCAGGCCUGGGGUCAUUGUCAAAGAGCUGGGUCUGAAGCAGCCUAUCUACCAGUCCACUGCCUGCUAUGGACACUUCGGCCGGGACGAGUUCCCCUGGGAGAAGCCCAAGACACUGCAGUUCUGAUUGAAACACCCUCUCCUCUUAUCAGCUGGCUUAUUUUUGUAAAUCUGACUGAAAAAUAAUACUAUCAGACAGAAAGUGUAAAUCCUUUCUCAAACAUUUUAUAAUCAUAAUUGAAAAUGUAAUUGUCAACUGUGAAUCAUGGGCCAAAUUCUCCAACUGUCUUAAUCUUUUAUCCUACUGAAAAUAUAUAUUGACGUUUCAGCUACACUGUGUGACACUUGGUUGUGUAAUAUAUGUUCGGUUUGUGAUGGCCUCCAGAAAAGUGAAAGGCGCAAUAUUCACCAUUACCGCUAGUGGGAAGUAGUAACCUGUUGAUUAUGCAACAGCAUCAGGGGGGGAGAGAAAAAAGUAUCAAAUCAAAGUUUAUUGGUCGCGUCACAGAUUUCCAUUAUAUUGACCAGAUACUCAAGUGGCCGCUCUUACAAUGAAAAUAAAUGUCUUAAAAAAUGGAAGGCAGUCGAGUCGGGAGCAGGCAAGAUCAGAUGUGACCAUUCUAGCCAAUGAGAUGGGAGAUAUGUAUGUGAAGAACAGGCACAACUCAGAUAUAAAGUGUUUUUUCUCAAAGUUGUUGGGAUGUCACGUGUCCUACACUUGUAACAACCUUAGUAUUAUGAAACUUCUAUUUGAUCAAAUAAACCCAAUAUAUCAAUG